Saprolegnia parasitica CBS 223.65 is the source of this 1191-nucleotide messenger RNA. RefSeq lists its product as hypothetical. NCBI's taxonomy places the organism in Eukaryota, Oomycota, Saprolegniomycetes, Saprolegniales, Saprolegniaceae. Gene Ontology annotation, cellular component: cytoplasm. Gene Ontology annotation, molecular function: guanyl-nucleotide exchange factor activity. The record is from RefSeq and is a predicted model, not a curated record. Bases 1 to 1191 code for a protein of 396 amino acids. The transcript has 7 exons.
AUGCUUCGCGUCCUUCCUGCGCUGCGCCGCGUCGUGCCCAGCGGCGCGCGCGGCCUCAGCUCGACCCGCGUGACCCCGCGCGUGUACUCGUACGGCGAUGGCUACCUCGGGACGCUCGGCCAAGACAACUUUGACGCCGUGGUCGCGCCAACGCCGAUCGCACCGUUUGACAACGUCGAGAUCGCGUCGCUCUCGUGCGGCUGGGCGCACACGGGGCUUCUCGACGUCGACGGCAACGCAUACGUCUUUGGCCGGUCGCACCACUUUCGCAACGUGAUUCGCUCGAUCAACAUGCAGCGCAUGGUGCCGUACUUUAUGAAGUUUGUCAACACGGUCGGCGGCGAGCGCACGGUCGAGGCCUUUCGCCCGACGCUGGUCGACUUGCCGGCCAAGACGACGGCCAUCUCGUGCGGCGCCGCGCUGAGUCUCUACUUGACCGAAACAGGCGACCUCUACAGCAACGGUGGCAACUCGUACGGCCAGUGCGGCAUUGGCAACGAAAACACGAGCGUGUGGGAGCCCACGAAGCUCAAGUUGCCGCCGGUCGCGACCAUGGCGGCCGGCUUCCAGCACGCGCUCGCGGUCACGACGAACGGCCAAGUCUACGGCUGGGGCAAGGGCGAGCGCGGCCAGCUCGGCUUUGGCACGGUCAACGUCAGUGCGCCCCAACACAUUGUUGCCCUCCGCGAGAAGAACGUGGUGGAGGUCGGCGCCGGCUUCAACCACUCGGUGGCGCUCACAGACGCGGGCGAGGUCUUUGUCUGGGGCAAGCUCCUUGGCGCUGACAAGUACGGUCGCAAGACGGGCGAAGACCAGAUCACGCCCCGCCUCGUGCAGACGGCCGCACCCGUGACGCACAUCAAGACGAGCUUCUUCCACACGUUCAUGGUGACGGAGGACGGACAGCUGUGGUGCAUGGGCCGCAGCCAAGCGAGCCAGCACGCCGAAGUGGCGCAACGCAAGUACCCCGAGACACAUAUUGCGCCGCAUGCGAUCGACAACAGCUUUCUGCGCGGUCGGCGCAUCGUCCAUCUCGGUGGCGGUGUGCACUCGACGUCGCUUGUCACCGACGACGGGAAGGCGUUCGAGUGGGACUGGGAGCAAGGGUUCCGCGCCAUCAACGCCACGAAAGACCUCCACGUGCUCGCGUUCGAACGCGGUUAUGGCACCAACUUUGUCCUUGCCAAGUAG